Macroventuria anomochaeta is the source of this 606-nucleotide messenger RNA. RefSeq lists its product as uncharacterized. The transcript has a single exon. Bases 1 to 606 code for a protein of 201 amino acids. Lineage: Eukaryota; Fungi; Ascomycota; Dothideomycetes; Pleosporales; Didymellaceae. The record is from RefSeq and is a predicted model, not a curated record.
AUGCCACCAAUAGCAAAUCUCGAGUCCACGGCACUUUCGUCUACACCGUUGUCAUUACCCCUCACCCCGGUGUUUCCAAGUCAACCGCCACUCGAGACGCACCAUGAGUUGUCCAUCGCUGCCGACCAAUCUCAUCCUGGCCGCGAGGUCAAGAACCGCGUCUUCAACUACUAUUUCCUCUUUCUGGCCCUACUGACGGCUGCAUUGGCUGCAUUGUUGUGGUGGAUACAUCGUCAGAGACGGCGCGAGCGGGAGCAGAUAAGGUCGGAAGGGCAACAUGCUCUGGCACGGGAUGUCGAACGCUGGGCAAUCUACAGACGCAAUCAGCCACCAACAGUCGAGGGCCUCAACGAGUCUGGGGAAGCACCACCGCCGUAUAAACCCAAGGACGACACCGUUGCGACGCUUGAGCCUAUCAAUGAUAACCCUGAGCUGGCCGAUGAUGUGGCGAUACCUCCAAGGGUUCGAACACGAGAUGGGAUAGAGCAUGCUCGACUACCAGAAUACGUCAAAUCUAUUCGCCUUGAUCACAGCGACUCAAGCCUUGAAUCAGCGAGGCCGGCUGUUCAGACCUUAUCCGCUCGCCCAGGCGGCAAUGCCACUUGA